Molecule: messenger RNA, 1125 nt
Organism: Recurvomyces mirabilis
Lineage: Eukaryota; Fungi; Ascomycota; Dothideomycetes; Mycosphaerellales; Teratosphaeriaceae
Exons: 1
Coding region: 1-1125 (374 amino acids)
Biological process (GO): carbohydrate metabolic process
Cellular component (GO): extracellular region
Molecular function (GO): chitinase activity
Source: RefSeq, a predicted model, not a curated record
AUGGGUCAAACGACAUGCUCAGCCGUGACGGUGUCUACAUUACUAACAACAUCAUUGGCACCCGAGACAUCGACUGUAACAAGCACAUUACUGGCAUCGUCUAGCACUCUGACAGUCUCGCCAGAGACCGCGUCACCUACUUAUACGAGCUCAAACGGCAGUCUCGCCUUAUUCGCCAACAAUAACUCACCUUCUGCGUACACGUUCCGGCCUAAUGCGCAAGACAACGUUGCUGUGUACUAUGGACAAUCUCCGAGCACAAAAGCCGGCGGUCUCAGCACGCUCUGUGCUAAUCCGAACGUGGACAUUGUCAUUCUCGCCUUCGUAAACGACUUCUUUCAUGCAAAUGGGUACCCCGGCGUCAAUUUCGGGCCUGCCUGUGACCCGCCGAACGCUGCACAGAAAGCGAAAGCACCAGGCUUGCUCAGCUGUCCGAAUCUUGGCCGGGAAAUACUGAGCUGUCAGAAAAUCGGCAAGCCGGUUCUUGUUAGUCUUGGAGGGUGGGGAGCCAACACAAGCUUCGUAUCGGACGCUCAAGCUACACAAUUCGCCGGGACGCUGUGGAAUUUGUUCGGUGCUGGUAAACAGACGCCACUGCUUCGACCCUUCGGUCCUGAUGUCGUUGUCGAUGGUUUCGAUAUUGAUAACGAGGACCACAGCACAGCACAAUAUCAAGCCUUCGCCACUGCCUUGCGAGGACAAUUUGCCAAAGAUAAGAGUAAGAGAUACUACCUAUCCGCGGCUCCUCAGUGCCCAGUUCCUGACGAGUCCAUACCGAUGUCUGUCAUGACACAAGCGGACUUUGUCUGGGUGCAGUUCUACAACAAUCCCAGCUGUAACCUGAAUUCCACGGGCUUCAACUCAUCGUUCGAGCAGUGGUCGAGUACGCUCGCAGGAAGCUCGUACAACCAGAAGCCUCGAGUCUACAUUGGUACGGGAGCAUUUGCGGGGGCAGGCAGUGGGUAUGUGGCUGGGAAUGCGCUGAGGCAGUAUGUCGGCCAGGCGACGAGUCAGCGUGUUGGCAAUAUGGGCGGUAUCAUGCUGUGGGAUGGCGAUUCGGCAUUGUCGAAUGUGGAUCAGUAUGAGAGGAAUUAUUUGCAGUAUGCUAAAGCUGCUGUGAAGUAG